AUGAUUGGUGAAUCGUUUACCAACUCCAAACGUAGAUUGGAAUGUUUGGAGCGCAAGUUAGACAAAAAUCCCAUCCUGAAGGAAAGAUAUCAUGCAUUCAUUUCCGAGUUUAUUGAAUUGGGGCACAUGCGAAAGAUAUCCGUGGAUGAACCAGAACCAUCCACAGUUUGUUACAUUCCUCACCACGCCGUUCAGAAGGAGUCUAGCACAACUACGAAAGUGCGGAGCGUAUUUGACGCUUCUGCAAAAACCAGCUCUGGCUUCUCGUUGAACGACUCCCUGCUUGUUGGACCCGUCAUCCAAGACGAGCUUUUGGAUAUUGUCAUCCGAUUCCGAAGACACAAGGUGGUUCUGUUGGCCGACAUUGAGAAAAUGUACCGGCAGGUUGAAAUUCAUCCCGACGAUCGUGCCCUGCAACGUGUGUUAUGGCGUUUCAACAAAUCUGAUCCGAUAACUAAAUAUGAGAUGACCACUGUAACCUACGGAUUAUCCCCAUCCUCGUUCCUCGCCACACGAACACUGCAUAAACUAGCCGAAGAUGAAGGUGAAUUAUUUCCCCUUGCUUCAUCAGCAUUGAAGCAAGAUUUCUAUAUGGAUGAUUUUAUACGAAGCGAAGAAGAAAUAUCGUCGGCAACGAAACUGCGGAAGGAGAUGGACGAACUGCUCAACCGUGGGUGCUUUCAUCUAAGAAAAUGGUGCUCGAAUUUCCCGGAGGUGUUAGAAGGAGUUCUACCUGAAAAUUUGGCCAACCCAACUACCAAAACUUUUGAUCCAGAGGAAGCGGUAAAGGCAUUAGGGAUAACUUGGGAGCCGGCCUCCGAUCAAUUUCGUUUCGAUGUUAAACCCUUCGCUAUGGAUGAUGGACCCACUACCAAAAGCAGAAUUCUAUCUGUAAUUGCUCAACUUUACGACCCCUUGGGACUGAUUGCACCCGUCGUAGUCCGCGCUAAAAUAUUGAUGCAGCUCCUUUGGACAAUCCCGAUCGAUUGGAAUGACGAAGUACCUUUAGAAAUCCGAACUGUCUGGCAGCAUUUUGUGGAGGAGCUGACGCUGCUAUCUAAUUUUCACAUUAGUAGGUUUGCCUUUGACGUGGGGGAAGUGCAACUGCAUUGCUUCUCGGAUGCAUCUGAAUCAGCGUAUGGGACCUGCAUCUACGCCCGGACAGCAAAAACCAACGGUGCAGUGAAGGUGAUGUUAAUUACUUCCAAAUCGCGCGUGGCUCCACUGAAGAAACGCAGCAUUCCUAGGCUGGAGCUGUGCGCUGCUCAAUUAGGAGCAAGGUUGACAUCGAGAGUUAUAACAGCACUGAAACUAAAAUCCGUAGCUACCUUCUAUUGGACCGACUCGACAGUGGUGGUACACUGGCUACGUUCACCACCACAAACCUGGAAAACAUUUGUGUCGAAUCGAAUUGCAGACAUUCAAACCCUAACCAACAGUUCUUCAUGGCUUCACGUACCCGGAGUAGACAACCCAGCUGAUUUAGUCUCUCGUGGAAUGACCGUUCCACAAUUUUUGUGCAGCAAGAAGUGGAUACAUGGACCCGACUGGUUGGGAGGGGAGGAGAAAAAUUGGCCGACACGAAACACCGCCGAGGCUGCACUACCUGAUGUGGAGAAUGAGCGCAAAUCAACCACAUUUUUGAUCCAAAGCCCAUCAGCACCCAAUCCGUUGUUCAACCGUUCAUCUACGUAUAAUCGCCUUUUACGAUCCACCGCUUAUUGUUUACGUUUUAUUCGCAAUGCAAUGAAGGGACAAAGAAAUCCAUCCAUUACGCUUGCACCGAAAGAGAUAGAGGCAGCCAGAGAUUGUUUGGUGAAAGUUGUUCAGGCCGAAUGUUUCAAGGCAGAACUAUUGCUGCUUCAAAAAGGGAAACCGGUUGCUAGAAGCUCGAGUCUAAAACUACUCAAUCCAUUUGUGGACUCAUCCGGUAUAAUACGAGUUGGUGGCCGGUUGAAAUUAUCAACAGAGUCGUAUACUACCAAACACCAAAUACUGCUACCAGGCUUCCACAGAUUCACCCGAUUGUUAUUACUGUCUUAUCAUCGUAAAUUAAUACAUGGGGGAAUUUCGCUUACGCUUGGCGUAGUGCGCAAUGAAUAUUGGCCUACUAAUGGCAGAAGGGCAGUGCGUAGCGUAAUCCGAACGUGCUAUAGAUGUACGCGUGCGAGUCCUCGCACACUGCAACAACCCGCUGGACAGCUUCCCCUUGCUAGAGUAUCCCCUAGUCGCCCGUUCGCAUCCACUGGGAUCGACUAUUGUGGUCCCGUGUUUGUUAAAUCCAUUUUUCGGAAAUCUGCUCCCACAAAGGCUUAUAUUGCUUUAUUCGUAUGCUUCAGUAUAAAAGCAGUGCACAUAGAGCUGGUAGGAGACUUGUCUACGAAUUCGUUCCUCUCUGCUCUCCAACGUUUCAUUGGAAGACGCGGUAAACCCAGCCAUAUCUACUCAGACAACGCCACAAAUUUUGUCGGAGCAAAAAAUGAACUCCACGCCCUGUACCGAAUGCUCUCCAAUACCAACGAAGUCAAUCGUAUUUCUACCUCUCUCGCAAAUGAAGGCAUACAGUGGCACACGAUACCUCCUCGUGCCCCUAAUUUCGGAGGCCUCUGGGAGGCCGGUGUCAAGGUAGCGAAAAAACAUUUGCUUCGUCAGUUAGGCAGUACCUCUCUACUGUACGAGGAUCUUGUGACGAUACUGGUGCAAAUUGAAGGAGCGAUGAAUUCAAGACCGCUGGCUCCGUUAUCAGAAGAUCCUAACGACAUUCAAGCCAUCACUCCGAAUCAUUUUUUGAUUGGCUCGCCCCUGCAAGCCUUGCCACAUCCAGAUAUGACGACUCAGAAGCAACAGCUGUUCUGGUACCAUUGGCAGACGGAGUACCUGAAAGAACUGCAACGAUUGUCUACCAGUAAUCCACUUCGCGUUGAGUUGAAGAUUGGCCAAGUGAUGAUCCUGCAAGACCAACUGCAACCCCUGUACGGUGGCCACUGGUUCGCAUAG
This is a messenger RNA of Armigeres subalbatus, 2997 nucleotides long. RefSeq lists its product as uncharacterized. NCBI's taxonomy places the organism in Eukaryota, Metazoa, Arthropoda, Insecta, Diptera, Culicidae. The record is from RefSeq and is a predicted model, not a curated record. The transcript has 2 exons. Gene Ontology annotation, biological process: DNA integration. Gene Ontology annotation, molecular function: nucleic acid binding. Bases 1 to 2997 code for a protein of 998 amino acids.